Messenger RNA from Ostrea edulis (European flat oyster), 3538 nucleotides. RefSeq names its product high mobility group protein 20A-like. Gene Ontology annotation, biological process: regulation of gene expression. NCBI's taxonomy places the organism in Eukaryota, Metazoa, Mollusca, Bivalvia, Ostreida, Ostreidae. The transcript is spliced from 11 exons. The record is from RefSeq and is a predicted model, not a curated record. Bases 358 to 1371 code for a protein of 337 amino acids. Gene Ontology annotation, cellular component: nucleus.
AACAAAAGCACAUGUUCGGCUUUCAUAGUCAUGUCUUGCAAUGAAAGCAAACUUUGAUGAAGAAUGAUCUAAUUCUGGGGAAUUUAAGAACAUUGAAACUAGCAAAAUCAACGUUAUGCUUUGAAGGGGGAGGGGUAUAAAAUAUGUGCAGUGGGAACGCUUAAAUUUAGAAUUCACAUUUUCAAGAGCGUUAUAAUUGUGCCUGUGUAUUUAAGGUCAUUCUCGGGAUUCUGAUAGCACCGUUUGUUAUACUUUUGAGUAAGUGAAGCUAGCAUUUUCUAGACAACUCUGUAUGUGGCACGAUGAUGAUAGAUAAUUUAAUGGAUAUGCAUCAAACUCAAAGAUACAUGAGUGAAGAUGAUGGACCUGGGAAACAACAGCAAUAAUGCGAAUGUAACUUUAGUUAAACUCAAUCUAGAGGGAUUCGAUGAUGAUGCGUCAAAAGAGGGCAUUGCUGUCGAAUCAUCGUUUACGUCCGCAGACAACAGUUUGGUGAUGCCGCCUACGAUGUCAGACCUAGCUACAGUGGGGUUGCAGCAGACCCCGGAUGUGGAUGCAGUAGCCCCUGCAGAGAAGAAAAAGGGAGGUUGGCCCAAGGGCAAGAAGAGGAAGAAGAUGCGAGACUCCAACGCACCGAAACCAGCGCUGAACGGGUACCUGCACUUCUUAAAUGAACGGAGGGAGAUCUUGCGUCGUGAAAACCCUACCAUGGCCUUUGCUGAGAUGAUACGAGUUCUGGGGGCAGAGUGGACCAAGUUACCCCAGCAUGAGAAGCAGAGAUUUCUAGACGAAGCAGAAAAAGACAAGGAGCGGUAUAAUCGGGAGAUGGAGGCCUACCAGAAAACGGAAGCCUAUAAACUGUUUAAAUCGCAGAAAGAAAAGAAAAUGAGAGAAAUGGAAGCUCAAGGUAGCUCAUUAGAGUUGAUGGGAGAGAGAGAUGAGGAUGAAAAGGGAGCAUUCGACAUUCCAAUCUUCACCGAAGAGUUCCUGGAUCACAACAAAGGCAGGGAGGGUGAACUCAGACAGCUAAGAAAACAGACUACUGAGCUGGAGGAACAGAACGCGAUUCUCAGUAAACACAUUGAGAGCAUGAAGCACGCCAUUGAGAAGCUGGAUAUUGAAGCCGUGCAGCAGCGGAGCACCAACAUCGCGCUACAAGGUCACCUAGACAACCUCCGCACAACGCUGACCGACAGCUUCCACUCCAUCCGGUUACCAGGAACGAAUGAAGUGCCAACAUUGGAUACAAUAGAUAAUUACAUGACUAAACUACACAACCUGAUCUUAGAUUCUCCUCAGGAACACGAGGGACUCAUUGCCAUGGUGAGGGACAUCAUAGGACGGCUAAACAUAGAUGGGACCCUGUGGUGAGUAAAGGAAAUUGUUAUGGUAGUGGUAAGGAGCCACAGAUAUAUAGACUGUGUCACUGAGUGCUUUAGAUCUUGUGAUCUACAGGGAGUUAGAUAUGUAUUUCAACUGUUUAGUGUUUAGAAUCUCCUUAAACUCGAUGAUUUGAUAUUUCAUAUUAUUAUGUGAUUUAAAGGACACAUCUCGUGUUUUCAAAGUAUACAGAAUUAUAUGCAUUUUGUCUUCCUUAUGCUUAUAGAAAUUAAUUGUAAUAGUUCGUUCGCUGAAGUAUUGCGAUAAUUAGCCACAAUACGAACUUAAAUCUAAGCCCCGAUUUCAAAAAGCCUAGUUAAUUAGAUAGGUAGUCACGUGGUACAGUGACGUCAUAUGCGACCUUCGUCGAUCAACUUGUUGUAAAAGUAGUGUUAGAUAUUUUUAAAAACUCGGGUUUUAGGGGCCUAAUUUAUUUACCAUGGAUAACAUUUAUUUCGAUGUUGACAAAUUUCCCGAGUCUUAUAUCUUUUAGCCACCAGUGCAUACAAAUAGCGACCCAAAUGUAGCGAGAAAAGCGAGUAUGAAAUCUGCAUAAAUUUUCGAGUAAAUAAUGUUUACAUGGGAUCACUGUCUAAACACAAUUUGGUAAUGCCAUUUCUGUAAACAACUGUAAUUAGCGUUGUUGCUUUUCUGAAAUAAACAGUGCAAUUAUUAUUAAAUUUAUUUUUGGAGAAGUUAGAUAGGCCUAAAUUAUGAUACGAUUAUGUAUCAUUGACAACUAGGCCUACUGCCACGGGUGCAUUUCGAAAAAAAAAAAAUAAUAAUGAUCAAACUUAAUUUGAAAAUCACAAUACUUUUAAAUUAUUUUAUUAAAUCAAUUUUAUUAGGCCUAAUCAUUAUUUUUUGUUAUCAACACGUUGUUACUUAGGAAGUGGGAGCGCGGCGUGCUGUUGUUGUAAACACGUACGCGUUCCUUAAAAAAAAUGAAAGCAUUAUAAUUCAAUUCAAAGUCGGGAAAUAUUAUAUUUUAUUAUUUAUAAUUGAAAGUUCAAUUAUCUUUUAUCUUUAAAUUUCUCUUUUUUAAAACUACCAGUUGGUAGACACUGCAAGCAAAGUUCUGCCUAUAUGUUGUUACAAGGUGAAGGUCAGUUGGUGCGAGUGUGUAUUGAAUUCGAGAGCAGAACGGAAAGCAUAUGCCGUAGGCCUAUAUGUAACAGUGCGUAGCUUCGAUAGAACCAUUUUCUCGCAGUUUAUCUACGUAUCUAGUAUACAUGUAUGAUAAUUGGUUCAGAUCUCAGGAUGGGGAUUUGUGCAGAGCUCAUGAUAGUUAUAUAUAGUUCAGACCUCAGGAUAGUUAUAUAUAUAGUUCAAACCUCAGGGCAGAGCUCAGGAUAGAGUUAUAUAUAAUUCAAACCUCAGGGCAGAGCUCAAGAUAAAGUUAUAUAUAGGAGGCUUAGACCUCAUGAUAGAGUUAUAUAUAGAAGGUUUAGACCUCAGGGUAGGGUUUUAUAUAGAAGGUUCAAAGUUCAGGGUGGGGUUACAUACAGGAAGUUCAUACCUCAGUCUCGGAAGAGUAUAUAAAAAAAAAAAAUUAUCACUGUCAGCAUGACCAGUGAGGGCCUGUUACAAUCUCUACCCAGAGUUAUCGUUCCUGCUAUGCUCCACUAAUAUCUCUGUCAAGGUCUAAAAAUCAUAUCAAACCGUACUAAAACUAACUUAGCAUACCAAACUGUAAUGAUCAUAUCUAAGCAAAUCAAACACUUGUCUGAAUUUUAUAAACACAGAAGCUGGUAAAUAUAAGACACCUGAGCGAAUUUAAAGGUUUUAUAUUAGCAACCACCACCCAUUUUUUAAAAAUUACCCAAAUCAAUAAAAAUCAGGUGUAAUUACCAAUUUUGAGUAUGCUGAUUUCAAAUCUGGAUUCCUUUUACUCCAAUUUCUUAUAGAAAAUGAGAUAUAGUGUCUCAAACACCCCUACCGUCAGGUUGCCAAAAACGGAAAAUAUUUCAUUUCGCAUCAAAAAGUGACCCAACUUUAUUUCUUGAAACACCAUUACCCAAAACAAUAAAAAGCAGGUGUAAUUACCAAUUUUGAGUAUGCUGAAUCCAAUUCUGGAUUCCUUUUACGCCACUUCCUUACAGAAAAUGAGGUAUAGGGCCUUAAACACCCCUACCGUCAGGUUGUCAAAAAUUGAAAA